GUCCUCUCGAAACCAGCGAAAAAAAAGGGGGAAAUUAGACCAAAGAUAAACAGGAGGAAAUUAUAGUUUCUGCUCCUCUUUUAUUUCUACGCCAGAAAUUUUUUAACUUCACUGAUCUCGAAAAUCUGGAUGGUUCUUCGAGUGCCAAGCGCGGUCCGCCCAAGAACCCUCGAGCUCCCAAUUGCAUCUCUGACGCAGUAAGUGAUUUGUCAAGGUUGAUUCAUCUCUUUCUUGAUCUGGGUUUCGGUGCUUGCUCCCUUGGAAGAUACCAUGCGAGGGAAAUGUCUGAGCUUGUUGGGUUUUUGCGUGCGACGCUCUAAAUCGACGUCUCGCGGCUGCGAAUUUCUGAUCUUUGUUGUGUCUGAACCAUGAGGUAGAGCUGAAACUCGUCUGGGUAGGGCUAGGUUAAUGGAGUCAGCACGCGCGGACGAAGUUGGGUCGUCUUCUCCAUCUGGGUCUGAUGUUUCCAGGUCCCAAUUGACCAAAGAUGAGGCUUUUCGCGCCGAUGACAGGUGCCCUAAACAAGUAUCGCCCAUAAGGGGUGGUGGGUCGAGAAAUACUAGCCCCUUAAGCCGGGCAGGAUCAAGAAACACAAGUCCUUCUAGGCAAAAGGUUGUUAAGACGAAGCCCCGUGGUCUAGAUGAGGAGACAGCGGCUACAUUCAGCAAAAUAGUGCACCCUGAUGUUCAAAUGGAGGAUAAUAUAUGGGCAAUGUUGCCAGAGGACUUGCUGAAUGAGGUUUUAGCUAGAGUCCCCCCAUUUAUGAUUUUCCGGCUUCGUUCAGUUUGUAGGCGUUGGAAUUCUAUCCUCCAGGAUAGUAGCUUUCUAAAGUUCCAUUCGCAAGUGCCGUCUCAUGGGCCAUGUCUUCUUACAUUUUGGAAAAAUUCACAAACCCCGCAAUGCUCAGUUUUUAGUUUGCCUCUGAAAACAUGGUACAGGAUUCCAUUUAACUUUUUGCCACCUUGGGCAUUUUGGUUGAUCGGCUCGUCUGGAGGUCUCGUUUGCUUUUCUGGGCUUGAUGGGUUGACUUUUAAAACUUUAGUCUGUAACCCUCUUACUCAGACAUGGAGGACACUGCCAAGUAUGCAUUAUAAUCAGCAAAGGCAGUUGAUCAUGGUUGUUGAUCGGACAGAUCGGUCUUUCAAAGUAAUUGCAACGAGUGAUAUAUAUGGUGACAAGUCGUUGCCAACUGAAGUGUAUGAUUCGAAGCAAGACACUUGGUCUCUCCACCAGAUUAUGCCUGCCGUUAAUCUGUGCUCCUCAAAAAUGGCGUUUUGUGAUUCUACAUUGUAUUUGGAAACUCUCUCACCUCUUGGACUGAUGUUAUUUCGAUUGGACAGAGGGCUAUGGGAACAUAUCCCCGCUAAGUUUCCAAGGUCCUUGUUGGAUGGCUACUUGGUUGCUGGUAGUCAAAAACGUUUGUUUCUAGUUGGGAGGAUAGGUCUAUACAGUACACUUCAGAGUAUGAGGAUUUGGGAGUUGGAUCAUGGAAAGAAUACCUGGGUGGAGAUCAGUAGAAUGCCGCCAAAAUACUUUCGGGCUCUUUUUAGGUUGUCUGCUGAGAGAUUUGAGUGCUUUGGACAGGAUAACUUGAUCUGCUUUACAUCUUGGAAUCAAGGGAAGGGUCUCAUAUACGAUGUAGAUAGGAAGGUUUGGUCUUGGAUUGCUGGCUGUGCUCUUCAGUCAUAUAACAGCCAGAUUUGCUUCUAUGAGCCAAGAUUUGAUGCUUCCAUAAACUGAAUGGAGAAACAUGGUAUCAUGCUUCUAUGUGACAAGAACUCUGUUGGAUUGUUGGCUUCAUCGGCACAUGCAUAUAUCAGCUACCUCUCCCUUCCCUUUUCCAAUUUUUAACUGACCUCAUGAAUUAGCGGCAUUUCUAUUGUUUGAGCUCUUCUUUGUGGAUCAUCCUCUGACAUGACUGUGAUUGAAAGAAGUAGUUUUGUCUCCAUUCAAGAGCACAACUAGAGCACAACUAGUAAUGACACUAUCCAUCCAGCUUUUUGUGCUGAUUAUUUGCGGAUCAUUGUGUUUACUCACUUGUAUGGAAGUGGCUCUUGAGGGUCGUUAAUUCAUGGACAAUAGCCUCUGGGAAAGUAUGUAAUUAUAUCUCCUUUUGUACUCUUGGGGGCUAUUAUAUAUGGAAGUUGUAUCAUUUGAUUACUGGGCUCAUUAUUUGGCUUUAUUUAUCAUCACAAUUGGCUCCUGAUUGUGUCCC
Eucalyptus grandis is the source of this 2215-nucleotide messenger RNA. RefSeq names its product F-box/kelch-repeat protein At5g15710. The transcript has a single exon. Gene Ontology annotation, molecular function: protein binding. The record is from RefSeq and is a predicted model, not a curated record. The coding region runs from base 409 to 1740 and encodes 443 amino acids. Lineage: Eukaryota; Viridiplantae; Streptophyta; Magnoliopsida; Myrtales; Myrtaceae.